This is a messenger RNA of Limulus polyphemus (Atlantic horseshoe crab), 2296 nucleotides long. Its product is annotated as glutaminyl-peptide cyclotransferase-like. The coding region runs from base 106 to 1131 and encodes 341 amino acids. Gene Ontology annotation, molecular function: zinc ion binding; glutaminyl-peptide cyclotransferase activity. NCBI's taxonomy places the organism in Eukaryota, Metazoa, Arthropoda, Merostomata, Xiphosura, Limulidae. The transcript is spliced from 7 exons. The record is from RefSeq and is a predicted model, not a curated record.
CAAGACACAUUACGAUAAAGGCCUAAGCGUACUCUUCUGAGAAGAGAACGAAAAACAUUUGAAUCAAAGAGAUUUCACUGAUUAGACAUUUGGAGCCAGGCCUUAAUGAUAACUCUUAAUUUUUUAUAUCACGGAUGGCACCAUGAAUCAAAAAAUAUCUCUAAUUCAGCAGUACACAUGUUGACUCAAAACAACCCUGUUUAUUAUGCAAACUUCAACACUACCCUAGAUGCUUUGUUAGUUCCUAGAGUUCCAGGAACUCCAGGUCAUGAGGAAGUAAAGAAGUUUAUCAUUGAGACCAUGAAUUCUCUAGACUGGGAUGUUGAAGAAGACAACUUUAUUGCACCAACUCCCUUUGGUAAAAAAGGUUUUUCAAACAUUAUGAGUACACUUGAUCCCAGUGCUUGUGAGAAGUUAGUGCUUGCUUGCCAUUAUGACUCUAAGUACAGUAGAGAGAACACAUUUGUAGGGGCCACUGAUUCAGCAGUUCCUUGUACAAUGAUGAUUCAUUUGGCUCAUGUCCUUGAUAAGCAGUUAAAACAACAAAGAAAAAAGAAUAAAGACCUGACUCUUCAGUUUAUUUUCUUUGAUGGAGAGGAGGCUUUGAAACAGUGGAGUAAAUCUGACUCUCUGUAUGGCUCCCGACAUCUUGCUGAGUUGUUAAACCAUCAGCCAUUUCCUGAUGAAUAUCAACAUUGUAAUACAGAUUAUGCCACACACCUUGACAGAAUGCAUGUCUUAGUGCUAUUGGAUCUUCUGGGAGCAGAAAACCCACGCUUCUACAGCUACUUUGAAGACACUUAUAGUUUGUACAAGCAGCUAGUCAACAUUGAGCAACGUCUAAAUGACAUGAAAAAACUUGAAGUCUUACCUCAGCAAUUAGCUACAAGCUAUUUCAAAAACAUUAACUUGUUUUCUUUUGUACAAGAUGAUCAUGUCCCAUUUUUGAAAAGAGGUGUUUCUGUUGUACAUUUGAUUCCAAGUCCUUUUCCAUAUAUUUGGCAUCGGGACAUUGAUGACCGAGAGCACCUGCAUCACCCAACCAUAAACAACCUUAACAAAAUCCUCAGAGUCUUUGUUGCCCAAUAUCUACAUCUUGAUGUUCCAGAGACUGGCAUUGUAAAUUCUUAAGUGAUCAUAUUUGUCAUGUUUUCCCUCUUUGUUCUCAGAAUGAUCUGGCAAGACCCAACUCUAGUCACAAGUGAAGUGAUUCUAAGUAACCAGAAAAGAAUGACAUUUAUAAAAUUAAUAUGUAUAUAUUGAAAAUCGAAAACACCUGUGUUGAACAGGUACCUUCCAGUAUUGUAAAUGUUUAACUUUUAUUAUAAACUUUUCACCUUCUGUGUGUGUGUAUAUAUUGUAAUUUUUAUUUGGUAUUUAUCACUUUAGGUGCAAACUUUCUUUUUAAUUCUUCACAUUAUCAACUAUAUUUCAAACAUUUCAAGAAUUCUGAUGAAAUGUUUUUGUCAAAUUAACUUUUAUUAACAAUAUUUCUUGUAGUUAUUCAUAGUCAAAAUCCAAGGUCAAAUGGUUGUGUUUGUAGAGGCCACAAAGUACUGAGUUUUGUGUAGAUUCUGUAUUAUCUAAUGGUAAAAAAAUUUUUAACAUUUGAAAUAACGUUGCUGUAGGAAUUGUAAGAAAAAGAUAUUUGUUGCUCCAAGUAAAAAAGUGGAAAUUCCAGUAUACUUGAAUUGUUAAUUCUUUGGUUACUUUUUUAAGUUGAAAAUUUUAUUUAUCAUCUCACUCACAUUGUUUUAAAGAUUGGGUCAUAAAUAUAUAUAUAAAAUUUUGUUGUAUGUAAAAAAACACUACAGGUUUUACUUUUCAAACUGCUCUAAUAUAUAAAAGAACAUAACUUAUGAGUUCAAAAGUGUUAAGUAUAAUAGCUCUUAAAUAAGUAUAACUCAACAAUAAGAGUUGGACUGUUGUAAAAUAAGAAUAGUUGCUUAACCCAGAUUUAUUUAUUGUAAGCAUGUUUACACAUACUUGGUUUUAAAAAACUAUAAUGAUUUAUGUAUAUUUAUAAUAUUAACACUUAUGAACAGCAUAUAUCUUCAGUUAAAAAGAAAAUCUUUGCACUCAGUUCAUUUAGUGAAAAAUACAGUGACUGAUGUAAUUAUUGAAAACAUAAGUGAAAGUUGCUCAUAAAUACACGAAAAUAAAACUGUUAAUGGCUUAGAAUAGCGUUUGCUUUUUGUGUAAAAUAAAUCCUAAAGGUUGGAUCAUAACGAUUUUGUUAAUGUACUUGGGAAAGGAAAAUAUUCAAUUUAGAUUAGACAAAAAAAAAUGAAAAUUU